CAUAGCAUGUACACAGUACGGCAUGCUGCUUUUACUCAUUUCCCCUUUCAUGUAUACUUAAAAUCGGAUUUCACUACCUGCGGUACCUGCCGUAUCGAAAUUUCACUGCGCGCAGUGUCUGCUCAUUGGGCGUCUUUCUUAUCUGCCCAUCAAUGUAUGAAUUGUACCAUGCUGAGUAGAUUCAGGUACGCAGUAAGUCAAAUUGUGCUUGGAAAUACCAUAUAUACACACACAUGUUGCCAUUUAGUUAUUGCAAUCUGCUUUCCUCCUUUCUCUUAUGUACCUUAUGACUUGGCAACUUAACUGUAAGGACAUUUGGAAUAGAGCAAACAUUUGUACUCUUGAACUCAACAGAGGCGAUUUGUGGCACAAGUAAUAUGCCUAGGUAGAGGAAACUAAGGUGCAUUCAGUAAAAAAGGAAUAACCAAAGGGUAACGCGAUGAGCAACGAAGUUUUCCCCAUCCAAGACCUUCCGGAAGAAGUGUUGGAGCACAUAUUCUCAUUUCUUCCGUUGUCGAAUCGAAAGUCGGCUUCGCUCGUUUGUGCAAAGUGGGAAAGGUUGGCGUUUUAUCGUCGAUUUUUGCGCAAAGUGGUUCUCCGAAUCCAAUUAGAGUUUACAUGCCAAGUUCAAGUUCAAUUCCUGCGCAGGAGUAAACGCCGUUACAGAAAUGUGCUCGUUUUCUUGCAUACGCAUGGUUGCAGCGAAUUUUGUUUCCAAAAUAUAUUGGCGAUUUUGGAACUGUUCGGCGCAGAUGUGGAGAGUCUCCAGUGUAUGGGACAUUUGAAUACAAAUCAGCUGUGCAUGGUACUGAGCCUUUUGCCGAAGCUGCAGCAUUUGAUAGUUAGAUUGAACUUCGAUGACGAGUAUGUUUAUCCGGGCUUUGAAAUACCUCCGUUGAAGCCGCUGGAAGAAUUCGCAUUGCAAAUCGAAAAUCUAGAUGUUUCUCAUGUGAAUCAGCUCGACAUCAUAUUAUCAGAACCAGCGGAAGGAAGGAACUUCCUGCCUGUUUUGCGACGACUGGCUCCACAGCUUAAGAACCUGUACUUUUAUUCAACGGACUACUUCAUUCCUUUGGAACAGAUUCAGUUUCCAGAGGCCGAAGUGCUGAACAUUGGCGGAAACCUGUGCGAUACGGAUAACGAUUGGGUUCUACGAACAUUUUUCGCUGGAUUUAAGCUGCUGAAGGAAGUCAGACUCGAUUUCAUCAUCAAGGAGAUAGUGCUGGAUGUGAUAGUUGAGGCAUGCCCAGCAAUCGAAUUGCUCAAAUUCAAGAGUCCCCGCUUCAAUGUGAUCCCAUUUCGUUCGUUGGGGCGCCUAAAGUACUUGAGGACGUUAGGCCUCGGAGAAGUCAAUGAUGUUCCAGAUAUCAGCUUGAAAUGCAGCCCAAUGGUGAGCGUGAAAAGUCUUAGCCUGGUAAUUUCCAAUUGUGAAGAGAGUUCGAUUGAACGACUACGACAUCUGUUACCGAACGUAAUCGACAUGAGUGUUACACUGAAAGGCGAUUACACCAUCGAUAGGGGACUUAGACACAUCUGCCAAAACUUCCGAGGACUUCAACGUCUAAAAGUUUCCGACAAAUCCACUAGGUUUCUAAAGCCUUGCAUCAGCCUUCUUGAGUUGGAGCAUCUAGAUCGACUAGAAGAACUCAUUUUGAAGAAUAUUCGUACCCGGAUAGUUAAUAUGCCACCAAACCCACAUCUUAAGCGAUUUGUGUUGAAAUCUCUAUGCUGGUUGUUCGACAGGGAUAUGCUAGAGUUGGCAAGGCAGUUUCCAAACCUGCGAUGCUUUGAACAUGGACGGAACGUACAAUUGUCAUCUCAGGCGAUUGAUGUUCUUAAAUCACAACUGGUGAACUGUGCGGUUCACUGUAUACCGUACGCCAUGAAUAGUGUUUCAAAAAAUUAUCGCGAUUUAUUCAAAAUCCUGCGUCAGAUUGCACAAAACUAGUGUUUAAAUCAUAAAUAGGAACUGAAAGCUGGUCUUAUGAAUAAAUCCUAUAAUACCAUACUUUCUUAUUGUCAAAUUCAUUUUACAUCA
Aedes albopictus (Asian tiger mosquito) is the source of this 2038-nucleotide messenger RNA. RefSeq lists its product as uncharacterized. Gene Ontology annotation, cellular component: SCF ubiquitin ligase complex. The record is from RefSeq and is a predicted model, not a curated record. Gene Ontology annotation, molecular function: protein binding. NCBI's taxonomy places the organism in Eukaryota, Metazoa, Arthropoda, Insecta, Diptera, Culicidae. Bases 440 to 1948 code for a protein of 502 amino acids. The transcript has 2 exons. Gene Ontology annotation, biological process: SCF-dependent proteasomal ubiquitin-dependent protein catabolic process.